GAAAAGGUGCUACGGCUUGAUCGGUAACUUUCAAUAAUUGUAUUUCCCUUAAAACGUCGUUAGAAAGAGUCUAAAUUAGAUCAUGUUUAAAACUGGGCGGUUAAUAAAAAACUGCCUUAAAAUAUAUUCUUCAAAUCUUUGUCGAACGUUGAAUAUUUCGACGUUAAACCGAAAUUUUCAACCUGCAUUGAGCGAUGAAGUUAUUGAUACAAAUGAUGAGAAUACCUAUAAUAUUUUAUCGAAUAAUAUGUUAAUCUUUAAGGAUUUUAUAACGGUAGAGGAAGAAGAUAAUCUACUCAGAGAGUUAGAAGUUCACUUGAAGAGAUUAAGAUACGAAUAUGAUCAUUGGGAUGAUGCUAUUCACGGUUAUCGGGAAACUGAAAGGAAAUCGUGGAAGAAAGAAAAUCAAACCAUUGUCGAUAGAAUAAGAAAUGUUGCUUUUGAAGAAAAUUCCAAACUUCUGCCUCUUGUGCACGUAUUAGAUUUAUCAAAAGACGGAUGGAUAAAACCUCAUGUUGAUAGUGUUAAAUUUUGCGGUGAUACGAUAGCCGGAAUAUCGUUAUUAUCAUCAGCAGUGAUGAGACUAAUUAACGAAGGGGAUAAAACAAAAUUUGGCGAUGUUCUUCUAGAAAGAAGAUCAUUGUACGUUAUGAAGUAA
Molecule: messenger RNA, 658 nt
Organism: Dimorphilus gyrociliatus
Lineage: Eukaryota; Metazoa; Annelida; Polychaeta; Dinophilidae
Source: the annotation of a GenBank genome assembly